Leptonychotes weddellii (Weddell seal) is the source of this 3222-nucleotide messenger RNA. RefSeq names its product poly(ADP-ribose) polymerase family member 3 (gene PARP3). The record is from RefSeq and is a predicted model, not a curated record. Gene Ontology annotation, molecular function: NAD+ poly-ADP-ribosyltransferase activity. Gene Ontology annotation, cellular component: site of double-strand break; nucleolus. Lineage: Eukaryota; Metazoa; Chordata; Mammalia; Carnivora; Phocidae. Gene Ontology annotation, biological process: protein poly-ADP-ribosylation; double-strand break repair.
CUGCUGCGGGCUGACGUCCGGGGGCCGGUCGGAUCAGAAGGGCCUUCUCUGUGUUUGCGGUCCUUGGACGCUGGGAGGCGUCAGAGAUGCAGGGUUUCGUAUCUCGGAGCGUGACUCCUCCCCGUCGGGGGCUGGAGCCAGGGUGAACCAUCCUGGCGCGAGGUAACCGGGAGGAAUCUAGGCAGCCCCGAGGAGGGGAGGCAGUGUCUGCACUAGGGCCCAAGGUCACUGGGCAACGGGCUGACACGUAUUGCGUGCCUCAGGCCAGACAAGCGGCGCUAAGGACGCGUCAGUCCCCGGGGCUGCACUGGCUGUAUUCCAGUCAAGUGUCCACCGGUCCAUGGGACAGGCUGUUGGCCUCCGCCUGUCCAGCCUCUGACUCACUUGACUGGUGGCCAGAUAGCUGGAAAACCACACCCCCGCCGCGCGCUGCCCCUGCUCCCAUCUCUGGCGUUUGUAGGGAAAUCACUGCCCAAGUCCCGCUUAAGGUUACAGAGGGUUGGUAGAGAAGGCCCUAGAACUGGAACUGCUGUGGGGGUCCUGAUACUAGACCCGUGACUGCCAUCUCUCUCAGGUCCCUACGUCUCUUAGGUGACUGCCCUAUGGUCCUGCCCACAGCCCUCUGCAGGGCAGGGCAGGACGGGGUGUGACUGGAGCUUGCCCUCUGGCAGUUCAAGGCCACAGGUCUCAGACCCUGACUGGCACCCCAGAACUUUUGAACCCCUCGGGAAGGGUUUCUGGGCCUCUGGGUGCCAAGUUCUGGAGAGACAGAUCUGUCCCAGGAGUGUGGCUCUUGGGAGCUGCUGCCCACUCUCCUCCAUAGUUGGGGUGACUCAGCCCAGCAACCAUGCCAGGUCCAUCUGAGUCAGCUGAGACGGGGAGGAGCAAGCAGUACCCACAGGGAGGAGGAGCCCAGAAGCAGGAAGAGAUUCUCUUCUCACUUUCCCUCCCUCUUCAGGACCCUGGAUUGCUAGAGAGGGUGGAGAAUCAUUCUUCCUUGCCCCGAGGGCAGACUGGACAGGGUCCUGGCCUGGCUCCUGUGAAUGGGAAAAGAGAAAGGGGACUGGUGCAGAGAGCCGGUUUUGGUCUGGGUCAGGGAAUGGGGAAAUGGAGGCAAGGGGAGGCAGUGUGUCGGGGGGGGGGGUGUCACCAAAGGGCAAACCCAGAGUGGGGCAAGUUGAUGCUGUACCAGUCAGGUGGGAUGCAGAGGCCAUGAAGCCUGAGGGCCCCCUCUGUGCCCCAGAAGAGCCAUGGCUCCAAAGCGCAAGCCCCAGGUGCAGUGUGAGGGCCCUGAAAAAAAGAAGGGGCAGCAGGGGGCAGAGGAGGAGGACAGCUUCCGCUCCACCGCCGAGGCCCUCAGAGCUGCACCCACAGACAAGCACGUAGUCCGAGUGGGUCGCCCACUCAGCCACAGCCCUGGGACUCAGGUGCAUGAAGACUAUGCAUGCACCCUGAACCAGACCAACAUCAGAAGCAACAACAAUAAGUUCUACAUCAUCCAGCUGCUGGAAGAGGGUGACCGCUUCGCCUGCUGGAACCGCUGGGGCCGUGUGGGAGAGGUGGGCCAGUCAAAGUUCAGCUACUUCAAGCUACUGGAGGAUGCAAAGAAGGACUUUGAGAAGAAAUUUCGGGACAGGACCAAGAACAGCUGGGUGGAGCGGGACCACUUUGUGGCCCACCCAGGCAAGUACACGCUUAUUGAAGUGCAGGGAGACAACGAGGCCCAGGAAGCUGUGGUGAAGGUGGACGGAGACCCCAUGAGGGCCGUGGUACAGCACGUGUGGCCCUGCUCCCUGGACGCAGCCACACGGAAGCUCAUCACCAACAUCUUCAGCAAGGACAUGUUCAAGAAUGCCAUGACCCUCAUGAACCUGGAUGUGAAGAAGAUGCCCCUAGGGAAGCUGAGCAAGCAGCAGAUUGCACGGGGCUUCGAGGCUUUGGAGGCCCUGGAGGUGGCGCUGAGAGCCCCCACGGACGGUGGCCUCAGCCUGGAGGCACUGUCCUCCCACUUCUACACUGUCAUUCCCCACAACUUCAGCCACAACCAGCCCCCGCCCAUCAAAUCCCCCGAGCUCCUGCAGGCCAAGAAGGACAUGCUGCUGGUGCUGGCCGACAUCGAGCUGGCCCAGACCCUGCAGGCAUCCCCCGAGGAGGAGAAGGUGGAGGGGGUGCCACACGCACUGGACCGAGACUACCGGCUCCUUAAGUGUCAGCUCCACCUGGACCCAGAGGCGCCCGAGUAUAAGGUGAUACCCGCCUACCUAGAACAGACUGGCCACAGCUACAGGUGCCCGGCUCUUCACCAUGUUUGGGAAGUGAACCGAGAAGGGGAGGCGAGGGAGGACAGGUUCCAGGCCCACUCCAAGCUGGGUAAUCGGAAGCUCCUGUGGCAUGGCAUCAACGUGGCGCUGGUGGCCGCCACCCUCACCGGUGGGCUCUGCGUCAUGCCACCUUCCGGCGGCCGCGCUGGCAAGGGCACCUGCUUCGCCUCAGAGAACAGCAAGUCAGCCGGCUAUGUUACUGGCAUAUCCUGUGGAGCCCACCAAAUUGGCUAUAUGUUCCUGGGGGAGGUGGCACUGGGCAGAGAGCACCACAUCACCAUCGAUGAGCGCAGCUUGAAACAGCCAACCUCUGGCUCCGACAGUGUCAUUGCCCGAGGCCACACAGAGCCUGAUCCAACCCAGGACACUGAGCUGGAGCUGGAUGGCCAGCGAGUGGCGGUGCCCCAGGGCCGGCCUGUGCUCUGUGCAGAGUUCUGCAGCUCCCAAUUCUCCCAGAGCAAGUAUCUCAUGUACCAGGAGAACCAGCGUCGCCUGUGCUACCUGCUGGAGGUUCACCUCUGAGCUGUCUGCCUACCCCCACCCCUGGGGCUUGCUGGCAGCUAGACCAUCAGCCUUAACCUUCCUGCCCAUCCCUGGUGCCCCCAAAUCUCGCUCUUGUGUCCCAGGCAAUGAUCCCCCCCGCUCCAAUCUUUGCUAGCCCUGGCAUGGCCACGGCCCCAGAGUCUCACCUCCUACGGUGACGGGCAUGAUGGACUGCCAUUAUCACUGGGGCACAGACAGAUACAGCCGCCGUUCAAGUUAGAGGAGCACAGGCUGAGAGUGGGUGGAGUCCCACAUCCACCCGGGCUGUCCACCCUGACCCAGACCAUCUGCCCAAGAGGUGUGAGUACCAGGGCAGGCUGAACUUCAAGCAUAUAUAGCAAGUUUAUUAAAUAUUGUA